Messenger RNA from Beta vulgaris subsp. vulgaris (sugar beet), 2586 nucleotides. Its product is annotated as tryptophan aminotransferase-related protein 2. The record is from RefSeq and is a predicted model, not a curated record. The coding region runs from base 883 to 2274 and encodes 463 amino acids. Lineage: Eukaryota; Viridiplantae; Streptophyta; Magnoliopsida; Caryophyllales; Amaranthaceae. Gene Ontology annotation, biological process: amino acid metabolic process. The transcript has 5 exons. Gene Ontology annotation, molecular function: transaminase activity; carbon-sulfur lyase activity.
CCCAAAACAUCAAAUAAGCCUCUCAAUGGACUUCUAAGUUCUACCACUAUUCCACUACCAUCCUUCUAAGGCUCUUGCAAAUCACAAUUAACCAACUUUAGUGGCCAAAAAAAGCUAAUAUACCCAACAUAAAAAGAGAAAGAUAUAGGGAAAGGCCAUCCCUAUUCCCUACCUCCUCUAGUUCUCUCUUUAUAUAAGUACAACCUUAAAAGUGUAAGCAAAGCAACUCCUUUCUUAUUAAAACUACCAAUUUUAAACUUGUUGACACUCAUUAGAGUAAUAUUUAUUGCUACUAAACUUGCUAUGUUCAUGUUUGUGCUUUAAAUAACCUCAAAAUCUCACUCUCUCUUUAAUUUUUCCUCUUGAAAAACAAACCAUACUCUCUAAUCACAGCUCAUGUUACAUGUCUCCCUGUAUUUCCUUUCAAUGUCCUCCAAUGUGAGAUUCAAAACCUUACACACCAAACAAACAACCCAUUUCAUUUCUUGUUUGUGCUUUUAAUUUUCCUUUCUCAUAUAUUUUCUUUUUUUCUCUUUAUUUUUCGUUACAAAAGUAAUUUUUUUUUCUCCCCCUAAUUCUCAAUUAGUGGGAUUAAAGUCCACAGUUUGUACGAUUCGUUUUUAGUAUUUAGAAAAUAAUUUUUUCUAAAAAAAAAUCCAAUAUCCACUGAUUAUCAUUCUGAAAUACAAUAAAUUGUAUUUUUCACAAUCUGGGUAUUGCUCAAAAUUCUGGAAAUUGCGUUUUUGAUCAUCUGGGUAUCGCUAAAAACUCAAAUUUUCAGUUUAUUAUCUGGGUAUUAAUAUAAAAAAAAAACCCAAAAAUUCCAUCUUUUUAUUUUUCUAUACAAAUAUAUUGAUAAAUAAGUAGUACUAAAACAAAAAAAUGGGGAAGGGUUUGGAAGUAUGGUCAGUGAAGCAUUUAUUAAUGGUGUCAGUUGCGUUAAAUGUGUGGUUAGUGCUAAAGUUGAUGUCUUAUGAGAGAGAAAGCAAUUUCACAACAGAGCAGAUCUUUCAUGGAUUCUGUGCAGAAGAAAAGCUGCAUAAACAACUGUCUCCUUCUUCUUCUUCUUCUACUUCAAUGGCUGCUGCAGUUGCAGAAAAAGCUAUUAACUUUCUUAAUCCUUCAACUUCUUCUCAUACCAUUAUUAAUGAUGAUGUUAAUGAUGAUGAUGAUGUUGAUGAUGAUGGGAGAGUUAUUAAUCUUGAUCAUGGCGAUCCGACAAUGUAUGAGAGGUAUUGGGAGCAAGCAGGAGACAAGACUACAGUUACGAUCUCAGGAUGGCAAUCUAUGAGCUAUUUUUCUGAUGUUCGGAACCUUUGUUGGUUUCUAGAACCAGAAUUUGCAAAGGAGGUCACUCGAUUGCACAAUGUUGUAGGAAAUGCCAUCACACAGAAUCGGCACAUUGUGGUUGGCACAGGCUCAACACAGCUGUUUCAAGCUGCACUGUAUGCUCUCUCAUCGUCUGGAGGGAUAGAGCCAAUAAGUGUUGUUUCUGCUACGCCAUACUACUCUUUUUACCGCCAAGUGGUCGAGUAUAUGAAGUCUGGGCUUUACAAAUGGGCUGGUGAUGCUUCUAAUUUUGACAAAGAUGAGCCUUACAUCGAGUUGAUCACUUCCCCUAACAACCCAGACGGGUUCAUGAGACAACCUGUUGUCAAUCGCAGUGGGGGAAUGUUGAUUCAUGACUUUGCUUAUUACUGGCCACAGUAUACUCCAAUCACUUCACCAGCUGAUCAUGAGAUUAUGCUGUUCACCGUCUCUAAAAGCACUGGUCAUGCUGGGAUGCGAAUUGGCUGGGCUCUUGUCAAGGAUGAAGAAGUAGCUAAAAAAAUGACCAAAUUCAUAGAGCUAAGCAGCAUAGGUGUUUCCAAGGAUUCACAACUUCGAGCAGCAAAGAUUUUGCAGGCCGUCUCUGACAGUUGUGAACAUGGUGGUGAAAGCAGGAGCUUUUUUGAGGUCAGCUAUCAAAAUAUAGCCGGUAGAUGGAAGAAAUUGAGAGAAGCAGUGAAAGAGAGCGGGAUUCUGAGUACACCCGAGUUCCCUUCUGCAUUUUGCCAGUACAAAAAUCAAACAUUUAGUACCCAACCAGCCUUUGCGUGGUUGAAGUGUGAAGAAGAGGUUGAGGACUGCGAAAACUUCCUAAGAAGUCACAAAAUUUUGACAAGAAGUGGGAAGCAUUUUGGCAUGAGCCCGAAAUAUGUGAGGAUUAGCAUGCUAGAUAGAGACUCGAAUUAUGGUCUUUUCAUCAAGAGGUUGUCGGCCAUGCGUUUAUAACUCUGAAGAACGAUUCCUGGCAGUGAGAGAGAUUUUAAGGGACUGUAUAUUAGCAUGAAUUAACCUCUUCAGAACGCUUUUCUAACUUGUAUCUCUAUUUUAGAUUUUUAAACUCAUAUUUAGCUUCUAGUUAUGUUAUUAUUCUAGAUAGUUGAUUUAGGUACAUGUAUCAUGUAUGUGGCGAGAGUAAAUGUAUUAAUGUAGGUUGCAGAAUCGUAUUGGAUUGAGUAUUGAGGUUAUGCCCUUUGAACUGCAGCAAACAGAAACUUGCAGGAUGAAUAUACACACAAUUCGCGUAACCUUAUAGUUACA